CGGGAUUUAAUAUGAAGCAGCUAAAUUUAGUAGUGCUUUCCGCAUUCUGGGUUGUGUCAAUCCAGGGCCAGAAAGUUGCUGUUUCGACAAUUGAGGAUGCUUCUUUUGCUUCAGCAUGCUCUCUCAACAUCAACAAUCAACUGCCUCAGCCGCAGCCACUGUUCCUGAUCCCGGAUACUGAACAGUUCCGAUAUCCAGCAUCAAACGAUCGGAUAUUGAGCCUCAAUGCGGGAGAAACUAUCGAGCUAGCCUGUGAAAAUGGUUUCAAUUUGUUUCCGGAAAAACAUUCGAUUAUAGUUUCUUGUGUGCUGAAUCAAUUUUUCAACCACGACAGUAGAAUGUACCAAUUUUCCGAGCUCUCCUGCACCAACAACUGGUUUAGCAAAGCCCGCCGUACGAAUGUUUCUUGUGAAAUUGGAGCUUCGAUUGUGGAGUUAGGAUUCGACAUGGGCAAUGAUCGGUUUCCGAAGAUAAUGGACAUUUGUCACAACGAAAAUACGUUUGAGAACCACUGGAUUAAGCACGAGUUUCAUCGUGCUCAUGCCGGAUAUCAGCAGGGAGUUGCUAGGCCCAAUUGGUAUCAGGGAGAUUUCUACCCGGGAGUGAACGUCAAUACGUUGUAUACGGUUGUGCGUCAGCGUGAAACAAUAGCAGACAUUCUGGAAUCUCAGGAGUUGGCUGAUCACUUGGUGCGAGAUGUGAACAGUGGGGUUUACAUGGCCCGAGGACACAUUGCUUCGAGGACCGAUUUUGUUUACGCAACCCAUCAGAAUGCGACUUUCUGGUUUUUGGUUGUGGCUCCGCAAUGGCAGAACUUCAAUGAGGGCAAUUGGCUGAGGGUGGAAGAAAGUGCUCGGAACUUUGUGGCUAGGCGUAACAUUCGCGUCACUGUUUAUGGUGGAACUUACUUCGUCAAUUCACAGGUUAACGCGGAAGGAGAAGAACGCGAUAUCUAUCUGGACUGGGAAUCUGGUAGGAGUAGCAAUCGCCUGCCUGUUCCGGGACUCUACUACAAAAUUCUACACGAUGAGCAUCACAAAUCCGGUAUUGCUCUGAUCGGUGUCAACGACAUUCAUCGAUCUUUGGAGCGGAUCCAAGAGCUUAUUCUGUGCGAUGAUAUUGCUGAUAAAAUUUCCUGGAUCAACUGGGAUAGAAGCAAUUUGGGACGAGGUUAUGUUUACGCCUGUGAAGUGAAUGAUUUCCUGUCGAAAAUCGGUCACUUGCAGGAUCUGUAUGUACCAAAUUUGUUGAUUUAAGAGGAAAAUAUA
This is a messenger RNA of Uranotaenia lowii, 1268 nucleotides long. RefSeq lists its product as uncharacterized. The record is from RefSeq and is a predicted model, not a curated record. Bases 12 to 1256 code for a protein of 414 amino acids. Gene Ontology annotation, cellular component: mitochondrial inner membrane; nucleus. Gene Ontology annotation, molecular function: nucleic acid binding; RNA endonuclease activity; metal ion binding. Gene Ontology annotation, biological process: apoptotic DNA fragmentation. The transcript has 2 exons. NCBI's taxonomy places the organism in Eukaryota, Metazoa, Arthropoda, Insecta, Diptera, Culicidae.